GAUCUAAUAAGAUAGGGAUGGUGCAGCCUUGGGGAUCAGCUAGGAGUGGAGAAGGGGUGAGAAGGGCGCUGGUGGGGGAGAGAGAGGAGCCAUGGCGGGGGGGCGGAGAAGGUCGCCGCACCUCGUGCCGUUGGCCAUGUAGGGGAGGGCAGGGAAGAAGGAUCACCCUGAUCCAAGCCCGCCCGCAACCGCACGCCUCGGGAGAGCCAAGGCUCGAUCCCGAGGAAGCAGCCCACACUGAGCCCCACCGCCUCAACAGAAGCUCGUCUCCCUGCCCGCCGGCCGGUCACCGGAGCCGCCACCGCCAGCGCCGCCUCCCCUCCUUUCCCUGCGCGGCUACUCCCUCCACCCGGACAACCUCGACCUCGGGCGCCUCCACGCCAUCGAAUCGCUCGACUUUUCCUCCUCUUCGGUCUGAUCGCCGCCACUGUUCAAAUUCCCCGCCGGCAGACCUCCUCCGCCGUUACGCGACGCCAGACGCGGACCGACCGCAUCCGGUGCGAUUCCAACCCCUUCGCGUUCUCUUCCCCUGCUGUCUACUCCUCCGUUUUUCUGAUCGAGUCGCUCCUCUCUUCGUGCGGCGUUCAGUGGACCUGCCCGUCUCGGACGAGGAUGAGGAUGAGUGGGAGGAUGGAGAGGAAGCUGAGGAGGAGGAGGAGGUGCGGGGAGGCUCUAAGAAGAAGGCCAAGCAGCACGUAGACCAACUCAAGAGGCUCGAGGAAAAGCUCGAGACAGCAGAUCAUCCUCCGGGAAACAGAAGCCUUCAACUCUCAAGACCGUUGGAUACGUUUUUCUUGCUAUUGUGCUGUUCAUAGUUGUUGUGCUACUGGUAAUCUUUUGCCUGUCCAAGUACCAAGAGAGACAGUCGAGACAUGAUUAUACAACAAGUCAGGUGGGAAGGGUGCACCAAAGAGUUGAAGAGCCUAAAGUCAAGCAGGCUUCAGCACAGUCAAGGAA
This is a messenger RNA of Hordeum vulgare subsp. vulgare (domesticated barley), 957 nucleotides long. RefSeq lists its product as uncharacterized. The coding region runs from base 18 to 815 and encodes 265 amino acids. The transcript is spliced from 2 exons. The record is from RefSeq and is a predicted model, not a curated record. NCBI's taxonomy places the organism in Eukaryota, Viridiplantae, Streptophyta, Magnoliopsida, Poales, Poaceae.